Calliphora vicina (urban bluebottle blowfly) is the source of this 1546-nucleotide messenger RNA. RefSeq names its product galactose mutarotase. The transcript is spliced from 7 exons. The record is from RefSeq and is a predicted model, not a curated record. Gene Ontology annotation, biological process: glucose metabolic process; beta-D-galactose catabolic process via UDP-galactose, Leloir pathway. Lineage: Eukaryota; Metazoa; Arthropoda; Insecta; Diptera; Calliphoridae. The coding region runs from base 204 to 1319 and encodes 371 amino acids. Gene Ontology annotation, molecular function: carbohydrate binding; aldose 1-epimerase activity.
AACUUUUUGCUUCGUCUACACACACCGUACACAACAGUUUAACGCUCUAUAAAUUUGUCUUAAUAAUAUUAUUAAAUACUAUAUUCAAAUAAAUAUUAAAAAGUUUGUCUUUAAAUAGAUAAUAUACAUAUUUUUUCAUUAACAUAUACAUACAUAUUUCUUUGGUUUUGCUAUUUAAAAAUAAUAAGAACUACUUAACAAAAAUGGUGCGUGUUACAGAGGAUCUAUUUGGAACAGCGAUUAAUCCGACCAACAAACAAUCGGAGCAAAUAAAGCGUUUUACCUUGCAAAAUGAUAUGAAAAUGAAAGUACAGGUUAUUACUUUGGGUGCCACCAUAACUAGUAUCCAAGUACCGGAUGCAAAUGGCCAUGUGGAUGACAUCGCACUGGGUUACGAUGAUAUUUCAGGUUACCAAACUUCAAGUAAUCCAUAUUUUGGUGCAACUGUGGGUCGAGUUUGUAAUCGCAUUGCCAACGGUCGGUUUCCAUUGAAGGGUCAAGAGAUACAGGUCUCUCGUAAUUUCAACAAUAAACAUCAAUUGCAUGGUGGUUUCGUUGGUUUCGACAAGGUCCAUUGGCAGGUGGAAGCCGUACACCAAGAUGGCAUAACACUCAAACACUGUUCACCGGAUGGUCAUGAAGGAUAUCCGGGCCAAGUAACCGCAACGGUGAAAUUCACAUUGACCGAGGACAAUUGUCUGCAUGUGCAAAUGCAAGCAGAGACAACUAAAGUUACGGCUGUCAAUAUGACAAAUCAUUCGUAUUUCAAUUUGGCCGGACAUAAUGCCGGCCAGGAAGCAAUUUACGAGCACACAAUCAUGAUUAAAGCUGACAAAAUAACUGAAACUGAUGCAGAGUCCAUACCAACGGGUAAUUUGAAGAAUGUCGAAGGCACUUUGUACGAUUUGCGAACAAUGAGAAAUUUGGGCGAACAAAUAAAGAAACUUUUGCCUGCCACCAAUGGUUAUGAUGACAACUAUUGUGUGGAAACAAACACUGAUGGCACAAGUGUCAGCUUAAUAGCCAAAGCUUAUCAUCCAAAAACCGGAAGAUGGUUAGAAAUUGCCAGUAAUCAACCAGGCGUGCAGUUUUAUACGGCAAAUUAUAUGCCCGAUACAACCAAAGGAGAGACACCCCUACAAGGCAAAAGUCAUUCUCAGUAUGUUAAACAAGGUGCCUUUUGUUUGGAGACACAAAAGUAUCCCGAUGCUGUCAAUCAUCCCAAUUUCCCAUCGAUCAUUUUAAAUCCGGGUGAAUGUUAUAACCACGAAGUGAUUUACAAAUUUGGCACAUGUCGCAAUGGUGGCUGCAAACACUGAGAGACGAAUAAACAAAACAAACGAAAAGAAGACAAAAUCACAAAAUAAACAAACAAAGGAGCAGCAAUAGAAACAAUACAAACACCAGCAAAAAUGCGUGCAAAUGGCACGGGUGACAUGUCAAAAUAGAUUUAACCCUAAUGAUGAAAUUUAUUAUUGCUUAAUUUAUGUUGUUCUCUUCGUACUUUUACGCACAAUACAAUAAAACACACAAUCUCAAAAUUAAA